AUGGCGAAAAGAGCGCGUAAAGAGAGCACAGGAGAAGAAGACCAAGUCCACGCCUUACCGCCGUCAAUGAAUGGUGAUCAACCACUGCAAACAUCGUACUCAUACCACUCUAAUGUGCCCGACAUUUUACUUGACUCGAAAGUGAUAAUGGGCGUCGACGAAGCUGGAAGAGGACCAGUUUUAGGCCCACUCGUUUACGGUAUCGCGUAUUGCAGCGUCGAUUAUGAGGAUACACUCAAAGAAGCAGGCUUCGCUGACUCCAAAGCGCUCACUGCUCAGUCUCGUCAGUCUCUCCUCCACAAACUCAUUUCUCUAUCGGAUCAGUUGUCGUGGUCAGUGAGAGUAAUGGCUCCUCAGGAUAUUAGCGCGGGGAUGCUUAAGAAAGUGCCUUACAAUCUCAAUGCACAAUCACACGAUGCAACUUUCUCCCUCAUUACUGAUGUACUAUCCAAAGGCGUUCAGUUGGAACAUGUUUAUGUGGAUACUGUAGGUCCAGCCAAAUCUUAUCAAUCCAAACUGGAAGUGGCGUUUCCUAAUAUUGGAUUCACCGUUGCUUCAAAGGCUGAUUCUUUGUUCCCUAUCGUUUCAGCUGCUUCGAUCGCAGCCAAAGUUACGAGAGAUGCAAUCAUCGAUAAUUGGACUUUCGUUGAACCUAUAAACACCAAUUCAUACGCCUCAGCCAGCUCUUCAAAGAAGCUCAAGAGUGAGAAUUCAUCGAUCGAUGUCUCUGAGGAUCAUGAUCAGCCUAUGAAAUUAGGUAGUGGAUAUCCAGGUGACCCAAAUACAGUCGCCUGGCUAAAGAACAAUCUGGAUAGCGUCUUCGGAUUGCCUCAGCUAGCCAGAUUCAGCUGGUCAACGGUAAAGAAUCUCCUAGAAUCCAAUUCACACUGUGUGAAUUGGAUGGAUGACAACGAGAAUGUAUUCAAGACAUACGGCAAUAACGAGCCUUCAUCCAUCAAAAAGCUCGGCGUGCAAUCUAUAUCGUCAAUGUAA
Molecule: messenger RNA, 993 nt
Organism: Wallemia ichthyophaga EXF-994
Lineage: Eukaryota; Fungi; Basidiomycota; Wallemiomycetes; Wallemiales; Wallemiaceae
Product: Ribonuclease H2 subunit A
Exons: 3
Coding region: 1-993 (330 amino acids)
Biological process (GO): mismatch repair; DNA replication, removal of RNA primer
Cellular component (GO): ribonuclease H2 complex
Molecular function (GO): RNA binding; RNA-DNA hybrid ribonuclease activity
Source: RefSeq, a predicted model, not a curated record